AUGGGUAGGGCACCUUGCUGUGACAAAGCAAACGUGAAGAAAGGACCUUGGUCUCCAGAAGAAGAUGCUAAGCUCAAAUCCUACAUCGAACAGCACGGAACCGGUGGUAACUGGAUCGCUUUGCCACAAAAGAUCGGUCUUAAGCGAUGUGGCAAGAGUUGCCGUCUCAGGUGGCUAAAUUAUCUUCGCCCUAAUAUCAAGCACGGAGGUUUCUCUGAAGAAGAAGACAACAUUAUUUGCAGCCUUUACGUUAGUAUUGGAAGCAGGUGGUCGGUCAUUGCAGCUCAAUUGCCAGGACGAACUGAUAAUGAUAUAAAGAACUAUUGGAACACGAGGCUGAAGAAGAAGCUUCUAGGGAAGCAUCGUAAAGAAUUGCAACAGUCACGUAAUAAAGGAAACGGUGUUGUUGUUAAGCAAGAAAGCAAUAGAGGGAGAGGGAGUGGGGAAAAUAGUACUCAACAACAGCCAUAUUGGCCACAGAUUCCUGUGCUGCCACCGUUGUUGCCAUACACAAAUCAAGGUCCCAGUAGUUUCAACGACCAAGAUUCUAUUAGAAAAUUGCUAAUUAAACUUGGAGGGAGAUUCCCUGAUGAUUACCAUCCUACCCUUGAUGGGUUGAAUCUUCAAUUCCCAGAUGGCACUCCCACAACACAACAAUUUCAUGAAGAACAAGUCCACAAUAUUGGCUCUUCAGCUGGUUGCAUGAACUCUAUUAACAACAAUCAAGUACAAUUUUCUCAGACUAAUAAUCUGUAUUGUGCUGAGGUGGCCGCAGGAUUUGACUACGUGCAAGGACAAGGAAGUUUCUCUGCAACAAUUGGGGAAAUGGUAUCUACUAAUUAUCCACAAACUUUUGGUGGAUUGGAGUUCUUCCAUGGGGAGGACAUGAUCACUGAUAAGAUAAUAGAUACUCCUACUUGUAUCCAAAGUACCAAUUGGGGUGAGACAAGCACUGUGAUUUAUCCACCUCUUGUUGCUUCAAAUUACCAGUGUUUGCGGCAAGAGACCUCAGAAGAAUGUGUUUUUCAAGAGUUGAGCUACCCAUAG
Molecule: messenger RNA, 1047 nt
Organism: Gastrolobium bilobum
Lineage: Eukaryota; Viridiplantae; Streptophyta; Magnoliopsida; Fabales; Fabaceae
Product: transcription factor RAX3-like
Exons: 3
Coding region: 1-1047 (348 amino acids)
Source: RefSeq, a predicted model, not a curated record